Messenger RNA from Nelumbo nucifera (sacred lotus), 1302 nucleotides. RefSeq names its product WAT1-related protein At1g43650-like. Lineage: Eukaryota; Viridiplantae; Streptophyta; Magnoliopsida; Proteales; Nelumbonaceae. Gene Ontology annotation, cellular component: membrane. Gene Ontology annotation, molecular function: transmembrane transporter activity. The record is from RefSeq and is a predicted model, not a curated record.
AUGAAGGUUGGUUUUCUCAUAUUCUUGGAAACCAAUAAGCCUUAUCUUGUAAUGCUCUUGGUACAAUCUAUCUAUGCAGGCAUGGCCUUGUUCUCAAAGGCAGCAAUUGAUAAAGGAAUGAACCCCUUCAUUUUUGUUGCUUAUAGGCAAGCCUUUGCUUCACUUGUAUUGGGUCCAUUUGCUUUCUUCCUAGAAAGGAAGAGGGCUCCUCCUAUAUCAUACACUCUACUGUGGAAGGUCUUCUUGGUUGCUUUAUGUGGGAUCACAUUGAGCUCCAAUCUAUAUUAUGUUGCACUUAACUACACCUCUGCAACAUUUGCAGCAGCAUCUUCUAAUGUAAUCCCUGCUAUGACAUUUAUCAUUGCUGCUUUACUGAGGAUGGAAAGCAUUUCUGUAAAGCAUUUAUAUGGAGUGGCCAAGGUGUUUGGCUCUGUAGUAUGUGUUUCAGGGGCUCUGGUUGUUGCUUUAUACCAGGGUCCUCCCAUGAAGUUUAUGAAUUGGUAUCCAUCGGUUCAUAGAGAGGUUUCACGACCUUCUGCAAAUAAUCAUAGUUCCAAAAUGGACAGAAUAAGAGGCUCUCUUCUAAUGCUUUCGGCAAAUGCAGUCUGGUCAUUGUGGCUAAUUUUGCAGGUUCCCAUUGUGAAGAUAUAUCCAGCUAAACUUUGUCUUACUACGUUGCAAUGCCUUUUUAGCUGCAUUCAAUCAACUAUUCUGGCUGUAAUCUUAGAGAGAAACCCAUCUUCAUGGAAGCUUGGAUGGGAUGUCAGCCUUCUCUCUGUUGCAUACUGUGGUGUAAUUGUCACUGGGAUCACGUAUUGGUUGCAAGUUUGGUGCAUAGAGAAGAAAGGGCCGGUUUUCGCAUCAAUCUUUACCCCGUUGGCACUGCUUAUAACAGCUAUCUUCUCAGCAUUCCUGUGGAAGGAGACACUGCAUUGGGGAAGUAUUGGUGGAGCUAUAUUUCUAGUGGGGGGUCUCUACAGUGUCUUGUGGGGUAAGAAGAAAGAGGAUGGUAUAUGUGAAAGGAAUGAACAAAGACAAGAAGCCAAAGAGGAAAGCAUGUUGGAGUGCAUUACACAUCAGUAAGUGAUGACGGGAAGGAUUGGUGCAAAGGACUUUAUCUAGGGGAUUCCAACAUACAGGGAAAAAAAAAAAAAAACUUCUUUUACAUACCUUCUUUUCUUUUAAUGAGAUUUGUUUUGCAAUGCUUUACUGUAUAAGUUGUUAUCACCGUAGAAGUAAAUUAAGAACAUUGGGCUAUUCGAAUGGGUCUUUAAUAUGUAAAACAAGCACAUAUGGUUGGGG